Molecule: messenger RNA, 1091 nt
Organism: Mercenaria mercenaria
Lineage: Eukaryota; Metazoa; Mollusca; Bivalvia; Venerida; Veneridae
Product: collagen alpha-1(XIV) chain-like
Exons: 7
Coding region: 43-705 (220 amino acids)
Source: RefSeq, a predicted model, not a curated record
GUUUCACCCAGGCUGUAAAGGGAACAUUUAAGCAAGUUAAAGAUGGGUGAAGAAAUUUAUCCUUGGUUGAUUCUUGUCGUAACGGUUAACAUCGUAUGUGUGGUCGGUACCUCGCCAAUACCACAGAAUACUACUACGGAGAACAUUUGCCAAAGGAAGCUGGACGUGGUAUUUGUUGUGGAUAUGUCGAGUAGUAUAUGGAUUCCAGAUUUCUACCUACAGCUCAAGUUUCUCCAUGACCUCGUUGGUUCCUUUGAUAUAAAUGGGGAAAACGUUAGGGUGGGAUUACUGACGUUUAGUUCGGAUGCAACAAUGCAGUUUUACCUGAACACGUACAGUGCCCGAGACGAAGUCAGGAAAGCCAUUCUUGCAGUGAAAUCUGAAGGCGGUUCAACAAACACGCAUCUUGCACUACAGAGAGCCAAAGAUGAAAUGUUGACACUAAAGCAUGGAUCUCGAAGUGAUGCAGACCACGUGAUUAUUGUAAUUACAGACGGCCUAUCCAUGAAUCCAAAAGCAACGGCAACACAAGCUCAAAAGAUUCACCAAGCCGGAGUUGAGGUCAUUGCUAUCGGUGUGGGAAGGGCGAACAAAGAGGAACUCGCCGAGAUGGCAUCUAGACCAGAGUUUGUGUUCGCUGUGAGCAACUUCAACUACCUGCAGGAAAUCAGAAAUAGUUUGGCAAAGACAACCUGUAAAUGUUAGAGCAAAUAAUGAAACGAACAUAUUUCAUCCUGUUGUAAUGUGGAGCGAUACCACUUAUAAACACGCUGGUUCUUUUAUGAAUUAAAUAAAGAAUCAUAUUGUGAAGUUUUACUUAUUUAAAAUCUUAAUUAGAUAUUUUAGAAGACCUAUUACGACGGAUUUUGGGCAUUUUGGCGCCCUAAGUUGCGACGUUCGUGACGUCAUCACUGAUAACAUACUGUUGCCAAGACGACGGAAAAAUAAAAAAGGAACCAUAGCGCUAUAGUUGGACCAAGUUUCAUCAAAAUCGGAAGGAAUAUUAAAUAGACAAUUUUAUCUAUUUUUCUUCUUAUCUCAUUGUUUAUCUGUUGAGACAUAUACAUGUAGAAUAAACCAUUUUUCCUUUU